This is a messenger RNA of Scaptodrosophila lebanonensis, 1782 nucleotides long. RefSeq names its product mediator of RNA polymerase II transcription subunit 15. Lineage: Eukaryota; Metazoa; Arthropoda; Insecta; Diptera; Drosophilidae. Gene Ontology annotation, molecular function: protein binding. The transcript has 3 exons. The coding region runs from base 1 to 1782 and encodes 593 amino acids. The record is from RefSeq and is a predicted model, not a curated record.
AUGUCGCCUAGUGCCAGAAGUUUUUUAUCAAUCCUCGGUGCAUUGCUAUUCCUUUUCGGUUACGUGCAGUGUGAAAGCCAUAAAGUGGAGCAGUCUCGCACUCCUAAGCUAAUGCAAUUUUUGAGUGACCCGAAGCCACAACUCAAUCAAAAUCAAAACCGCUUCACUAAUCAGGGACCGCGUAUUCGAGCAUAUUCGCGUGGCGACAAUGUGCCUCCCGUUCGGUCGGCUGUUUCACAUGGACUGCCCUCUGCAUUGCGACCCCCGCCACCGCCUGCUGGACCCCAGAUAAUGCGACGCGUCCAUAGUGGCAACUCAAUAUUUGUCGGACCGCCGCAUCUGCAGCAGCAGCAGGGCUAUCAAUACGAUCCGGCUAAGGCAUCUCGUUACGCACACGCCAAGGACACCCCAGUGCUCGAUAUAGGCAAGAAUCAGUUUUAUCGGCCUGAGCUGAACCAACAUCUAAAUAAUGUGCAGUACCCCUCCGAACAGUAUAUACACAAUUUUAAAGCUUCGCCCAGAUUCAAUGGCAAUGUCGUACUUAAGGAUCAGCGUAAUCAGUUUAACGCGGAAAACCCACCAUCCUAUACACCUAUUCAGCAAUACGCGAUUCCCGUGCAAGCACCUCAGUACGCAUCGAUCCCGCAGUAUCAACGGGACGGCUACAGUGUCGUACCCUCGAAGCAAACGUUGGUGCAUCAGAGCCAAACGCCCCAAAGAGACGCCAGCUACUCAGUUUAUGAGGAGGCUGAUCCAAAUGCAGUUCGUGAAUCAUCAUAUAAUCCAGGACUCGGUCACCAACAGCCUGCAGCGAUCAUUCCUCCGCUUGUUUCCAAAGAAGCACAGCAGUAUUUGCACUUCAUGAGCACAAAUGAGUACUUCCUGCCAAAACGCGAUCCGAACUACAAACAGUUGGACUCAGAUCACGAUCAAGUUCGUUAUCACCAAGAAAUACAACAGCAACAGCAACAACAACAACAGCUGUACCAGAAACAUGCUCCACUGCAGCACCAACAGCAAGGGGCAUCGCAGCUACAGAACUCGCCAGCUCACAUUUCAGAUAGCAGCGUCUCUUCCAGUUACAAUCAACCCAUAAAGGUAUCUGAACUCUUCUACCAACAAGAUCCGGCACCCCGUAACUCGGCGGUAGUUCGCGGCAGCUAUCAAACGAGUCAGAACGCUUUUAUAGUAAAGUCUGAUGGUAACAAGGCUGUCAAGCAUAUUGUCUCUACCCCAUUGGCUACCCAGAGCACAACUACUCAAAGUCCUCCUGCCACAUCCUACAGUCAGGUUCGACACAAUGGACACAAAGCUCAAACGCCUGAGCCGCUGCGCUUUGAAUUCACAGAGCAGGACGCUAUAGGUGGUUCAUCAAGCUAUACCCGUUCACCUUCAAGUCAGCAAUAUUACUAUGAAACUAUUGUUUCUACACCUACACCACGUCCGACUCUUGCUCUGAGCAAUCCUGCCCCUGUCAUCACCAAGCCAGUUAGCGAAAUUGCAGACGAUGCGGAAGAUAGCGCUGAUGUGGAACAAUCAGCUCCCGCAAGUCUCACGCCUCUGCCAACUACACCAGUUACACCUCCAGAGCCACCCACCGAUCCAAAAGAUAUUGAAGCGUAUUGUGAGAAAAUCUGCGCUAAUGUCUAUGAUGAGAAUGAUCAAAUAAUAUGUGGCUCUGAUGGAUACAUGUACACUGGAGAAGCACAAUUGGAAUGCUACUCGUCUUGUCUAGGCAUUGAGGUGUCCAUAAAGAGUAAAGGCUCUUGCAGUACGCUUUAG